Molecule: messenger RNA, 749 nt
Organism: Drosophila elegans
Lineage: Eukaryota; Metazoa; Arthropoda; Insecta; Diptera; Drosophilidae
Gene: Cpr12A
Exons: 2
Coding region: 104-649 (181 amino acids)
Cellular component (GO): chitin-based extracellular matrix
Molecular function (GO): structural constituent of chitin-based larval cuticle
Source: RefSeq, a predicted model, not a curated record
CGACAGCACACACACGCAACCUCCAAAAACCCAAGCACCCCAUACACACCCCACCCCAUAUAUCAUCACACACCAUCCAAAUAUCACACGCUCACACAUUAAAAUGGCCACUUCCGGUCUGUUCCUGCUCUCUAUCUUCUUGCUGAGCGCCACCCUUACUUCCGGCCAGCAGAUCAGGGAAAGCGAAAAGGAGAGGGAGGCGGUGCGAAGUGUGCGAUUAUUGGAUCGAUUCGAUAACCGAUACCCCGAUGGCAGCUACGAGUAUCGAUUCGAGUUGGACGACGGAACGGCGCGUUACGAGCGCGGAUAUUUCGCCAAGAUUAACGAGGUCAAGACCCUGAUGGUCGUGGGCUAUUACUCGUAUCGCAUGACCGACGGCCGAUACAUCACCGUAUUCUACAAUGCCGAUCAAUUUGGCUAUCGGCAAAAUCAGUCGAUCACGCCGCAAGUGUAUCCCAACCUGCCGCGCUCCAUCGAGGUGCCCAUGGCCAGGUCCGAUCCUGAGUCCACUGCCAGCUCCAGCUCCAGCUCUAGCUCCAAUUCCCAAUCUCAAUACCAAUCCCGGUCGGAGGUCCAUGGAAGCCCAAGCCCCUCCAUAACGACGACAACGCCCCGGGGGGCGGGGACGAAUCGCAGGGGCCGCUACUGAUACCCCGUAAUUGCACACCAUCCUCAUUAUUAUUAUUAUGGCUCCUUCCAUCGUUUUUUUUUUUUCACCCUUCCUUUUUUUUAAUUUUUGUGCCCCGACU